CUCUCAGGAGGAGAAAACUCCAGAACAUAGACGAGUGAGUACACAUAGAGAGCAAGAUACCGCACAGAGAGACAUGCACUCUGUAACAAUGUUGAACUCUACACCCCGGCUGCUACUUUGCUGCAUUUUGUUUUCAUACACAUCUGCAGAUACAAUUCCAUCUAAACAAAAACUAAACAAUUCUGAAACUUUGCUGAUAUCCUCAAUACAAGAGAGUCUGCAGAAGGUCAACAGUGCAUUACAUCAGACAGCAAUGGGGAAUCACUCUCAGCCAUCCUACAUGCAGAUGUUUGCUUUGUCCAGGCAAGCAGCAGCAGGAAGUUAUGAAAUAUCAAAUGCAGCAGAGGUCUUUCAAACCACUCUGCAACUUGUAAAGAAAAAGGAAAGUAGGAGGUGGAAAAGAUCAGUCUCUGCUUUAGAGCUUCUCUCCCUGGAGGAAGUCGAGCUGAUAGCAAACCUGUCUGGAUGUCCUCCACCCCUACUGCCAGCCAGCUGUCCCACAGGAGGAGAUUCGGAGAAAUACCGCACCAUCUCUGGAGUGUGCAAUAACAGAAAUAAACCUCUUUGGGGAGCAGCCAGCACGGCCUUGGCCAGAUGGCUCCCAGCAGAGUAUGAGGAUGGAGAAAGCCAACCAAAAGGCUGGAACAUUGGGCACCAGUACAGAGGCUUCCAUCUUCCCCCUGUUCGGGAAGUCAGCAACAAAAUUAUGCAAAUCUCCAGCGAGUGCCGCUUAGAAGAUGAGGUGUAUUCCCAGAUGCUUGUGGACUGGGGUCAGUAUAUAGACCAUGACAUCUCCUUCACUCCUCAAAGCACAAGCAAAGCUGCCUUUUUGGAGGGAAUCAACUGCCUACACAUGUGUGGAAAUUCCAAUCCUUGCUUUCCAAUUCAGAUUCCUCUGCAUGAUAAACUAUUUGGAAGUAAGAGCUGUCUCCCAUUUUUCCGCUCUGCACCAGCCUGCCUGAAUGGCCCGAUACACACUCUGCACCCACAACAGAUGCUGCAGAGACAGCAGAUGAAUUCAAUCACUUCCUUCCUCGAUGCUUCUACCGUAUAUGGACACUCUAUAGAAUUACACAAAAUGCUCAGGAACUUCUCAAGCUCUGAGGGCUUGCUCGCAGUUAACAGUGAGCACACUGAUACUGCAGGUCGUACUUACCUGCCAUUUGUCAAUAACCCCAUGUCUGCAUGCUUCCAAGAGCCAGGUACAGGGCCGAGUAAACGCCUGGAGUGUUUUCUCGCAGGAGAUAGCAGGGUGAACGAGAUUCUGCCUCUGAUUGCUCUUCACACACUUUGGGUGAGAGAGCACAAUCGCAUUGCCACACGACUGGCACAACUGAACACCCAUUGGAGUGCCAAUACGAUCUUUCAGGAGAGCCGGAAAAUUGUCGGAGCUUUGCAUCAGAUCAUCACCAUGAGGGAUUAUAUUCCAAAAAUCAUAGGAGAAGAAGCGUUUGAUCAAAUCACUGGACCUUAUGAGGGUUAUGAUGAUGCAAUAAAUCCUUCAGUCUCAAAUGUUUUUGCCACCGCCGCAUUCCGCUUCGGCCAUGCCACCGUCUCAACACGUAUCAACAGACUGAACGAAAGCUUCCAGGAGCAUGAAUACUUUCCUUCCUUAAAACUGCAUCAAACCUUCUUCAGUCCAUGGCGAAUAAUCAGAGAAGGAGGAUUGGAUCCAAUAUUACGAGGUCUCAUAAGCCGAGCAGCUGCCAGACAAAACCAACAUCAUCUGAUGAAUGAGGAGCUGACGGAGAAACUCAUGGUGCUCACUAUUCCAGAGGCACUUGAUCUGGCAGCUCUAAACCUCCAAAGAGGACGAGAUCAUGGCCUGCCAGGUUACAAUGACUGGAGGGUGUUUUGUGGAUAUGACAGAGUGCAAAGCAAAGGAGAUCUGAAGGGUGUGAUACAUGACAGGGCUUUGGUGGAAAAGAUAAUGGAUCUGUAUGGGCAUCCUGAUAAUAUUGAUGUGUGGCUGGCAGGUCUAGUAGAGGAUUCAAUGCCUGGCACGAGGACAGGCCCUCUAUUUGCAUGCUUGAUCGGAAAACAGAUGAAGAUGCUCAGAGAAGGUGACAGAUUCUGGUGGGAAAAGCCGGGUGUGUUUUCCCAGCAGCAGAGAAAAGAGCUACAAAGACACUCACUGUCUCGAGUCAUAUGUGACAACAGUGGGCUAACAGAGGUUCCCACUGAUCCCUUCAGUGCAGGAAAGUACCCUGAACACUUUCGCUCAUGUACCAAUAUACCUUCAAUGGACCUAGAUGUAUGGAAGGAGGACCCUGAAUAAGACAUAAAUGAUUUGGACAGCACAGAAAGGCAUGCAUGAUGGAGUUUAUCUGACUGUCCAAUGGUGUCAUCAUCAGCGUGAACUGAGGAUGCCUCAGCUGUGUUUACUCAGAGCUGCUGUCAGAGAAAGGACGUGCAACAACCCGAAGCAAAAACCAAAGCUAAAUCCUAGUUCAGUACAUGUAAAAUAUCUACAUGUGUGAUGCGCACUCAAAAAAACACUACUUUUGUACAAUAUACGGUGCCCUAGAAUUCAGCAGCUCAAUACAAACCUCUAUUAGAAAUGGAUGAAUUGUCUUCAUGAGUGACUGCUUUUCGUUCUCCCAUAUGGUCUAUGCCUGUAUGCACAAAUCUGCAGCAGAUGCACAGAGGUGCAGAAUAUUCUCACUUUUAUACUCAAAUGAUUGAACAUGCUCAAAUAGAUCAAACCAUCUAAAGACAAAAUGUUGCCUUUUCUCAUCUCUAGCUGAAAAUGAGCACAGAGAUAUUCAGAGAUGUACUGGCUACAUUUACAUCUUAAUCAUGAGACGAGCCUCUUUACAAUGCAAAGGCACAGGUGUGACAAACAGGCACAGCAUACAUAUAUACCAAAAGUGAUAUAUUGGCAUGGUUUUCUUUCGAAGAUUAUAGAAAACAAUUGAGGAAAAGCUUCAGGCACCUUCUUUUAAGAUCCUUUAAAUUGAGUGGUCUCUUGAAUUACAGGUGGGCUCAUUUUACUGUCUGAUACACUACAGUACUGCAGGCCUUUCACCUUCACACUUCUUGUAUGCUUUCAGAAGCUCCUUAAUUUAUUUAUACCUUAGCUAGUGAAAUUGAGGACUAUUAAAAGCAAGACAAGCAACAGAAAAAAUCUGUUCCAUGUUUUAGCCAUGUGCACAACAAAAUAAAUAACACACAUAAACCAAAAAAUUAACGAUUAAAGCAACAAAUCACUGAUUUCUUUGUACUUACGGCAAUUUAUUCUCAUGUCUCUUAUAAUGUACAGAUGGCAGAAAUAUUUACAUGACAUCAUAGUUCACAGUAUAUGCAGAAAAUACUAAACUUAAUGCCUAUGUGUAAAUAAGAAAAAGUUUGAAUUUAACUCCACAGAGAAUCAAUACAAUCAGAGGUAAAUGCAGUGUGAUCUGAAACUCAUUAUCCAAAUACUACUUAACAUUCUGCCCUGAUGAUAUGCAACGGAAUUUCACAGCCUACUAAAGAGCAAUGACAAAUACAUAGCACGUUUCCUUCAGCUGCUCGUAUUCAGUGUACCAUAUACAAUAAAAUGGUAGAAUGCAAACAUAAAACACUGUGCAGUGUACAGAUUGAAGUGUUGU
This is a messenger RNA of Hemibagrus wyckioides, 3593 nucleotides long. RefSeq names its product thyroid peroxidase (gene tpo). The record is from RefSeq and is a predicted model, not a curated record. The coding region runs from base 74 to 2278 and encodes 734 amino acids. Gene Ontology annotation, molecular function: heme binding; peroxidase activity. Gene Ontology annotation, biological process: response to oxidative stress. The transcript has 13 exons. NCBI's taxonomy places the organism in Eukaryota, Metazoa, Chordata, Actinopteri, Siluriformes, Bagridae.